CGCUACGUCUUACUCGAGCGUGGACCCUGAAACGCGGGGGUCCUCCAUAAGCUUCAGCCUCAACGCCUCGCCCCUACCUAUCCGCCUUCACAGCACUGCCUAUUACCAGACCUACCUUCUACGACCCCAGCAUAACCAACUCCCCCUCCACCAUCACCAUGACGAAGAAACCCUUCGACCCCUCCAGCCUCCAAGCCUUCGGCAACGCCGCAGCAGGCCACGAUGGCGUCCUCUCCGACGAAUCCGGCGCGGUAGUAGUUAAGCCCUGCACGAAAGCCGAAAUCGCCUUCUACGAAUCCGUCGCGCAAUCACACACAGACCUCGCCCCGCACCUCCCCACCUUCAUGGGCACGUUGUCGCUCAGUGCUGACCACACCGUGCCUCAUGCCGGCGACGCCGAUUCCGGAACCAUCGUGACAGCUAGCGGAGCAGUCGAGCGGCUGCACGGGAGAAAGUUGGAGACGGAGCUGCACAUCGUGCUCGAGAACGUGACGCACGGGUUCAAGAGACCCAACGUGCUGGACUUAAAGCUCGGCGCACAGCUAUGGGACGAAGACGCGAAGCCUGAGAAGCGCGCACGACUAGACGAAGUCAGCGUCGCGACGACAAGUGGCGGUCUCGGAUUCCGCAUCGCCGGCAUGCGGACGUGGAAGGGCGUGCCCACGCCGCCUAUUCCCGACGAUCUGAAAGAGUACAUAGAGGGCAACGGUGAUGGCGGCUUUUGGGUCUACAACAAGAUGUACGGGCGCAAGUUCAGCGCCGCAGACGUAGAAGAAGGCUUCGUCUCGUACGUUCUGCCGCAGUCCAAAUCGAAGCCCGAGCUCGAGCGCGCGCGCGAAAUCCUUGCAUACUUCCUGGGCGAGGUGAAGGAUAUAAUCAGCGUAUUUGAGAGUAAGGAGAGUAGGAUGUACUCUGCGAGUAUAUUGCUGGUGUAUGAGGGCGAUGUGGACGAGUAUGCGAGCACGAAGCAGAAGCUGAGGAGUGCGCCGGUGCCGGAGGAUGGCGAGGAUGAGGAGGAGGAUUUGCCCAAGUUGGCGGCGGUUAAGAUGAUUGAUUUCGCGCAUGCUACGUGGCAGCCUGGAAAGGGGCCGGAUGAGAAUGCGCUUAGGGGGAUGAGGAGUACGGCCGCGGUGUUGAAGGGGUUGUUGGAUAAGGCAGAGAAGGAUUUGGAGGCUACGGAGGAGGCGUGAGCGGCAAAUAGGUAGACAAGUUGGAUUUGUGGGAUUGGAUCUGGAUUGCGGUAGACAAGGUAGACCGCUAGAUACCCUCUAGUAUACAAAUCAUUGCC
Trematosphaeria pertusa is the source of this 1288-nucleotide messenger RNA. RefSeq names its product SAICAR synthase-like protein. The transcript is spliced from 2 exons. Gene Ontology annotation, biological process: inositol phosphate biosynthetic process; phosphatidylinositol phosphate biosynthetic process. The coding region runs from base 159 to 1190 and encodes 343 amino acids. Gene Ontology annotation, cellular component: cytoplasm; nucleus. Lineage: Eukaryota; Fungi; Ascomycota; Dothideomycetes; Pleosporales; Trematosphaeriaceae. Gene Ontology annotation, molecular function: inositol hexakisphosphate kinase activity; inositol-1,4,5,6-tetrakisphosphate 3-kinase activity. The record is from RefSeq and is a predicted model, not a curated record.